Triticum dicoccoides is the source of this 1776-nucleotide messenger RNA. RefSeq lists its product as uncharacterized. NCBI's taxonomy places the organism in Eukaryota, Viridiplantae, Streptophyta, Magnoliopsida, Poales, Poaceae. The record is from RefSeq and is a predicted model, not a curated record. The coding region runs from base 1 to 1551 and encodes 516 amino acids. The transcript has 6 exons.
AUGUCGGGGUUGGAGGUCAAGCGUGAGGACGAUGAUUCGGCGGAGCAGAGACAAAAGGAGUGGCAAGUUGACAAUGCAGAGGAUAAUGAUGGUUGCUGGUCCAUACAGAUUCCUCAUGCCACAUCUGAAGGUUUUCUCGAAUCCAGAUGGAGAUGGAGUCGAGAUCCGCGCGCCGCCCGCCGCCCGACCGCAUCAGCGCCCUCCCCGACGACCUCCUCCUCCUCAUCCUCCCCCGCCUCGGAUGCGCCGCCGCCGCCGCGCGCACCGCCGCCCUCUCCCGCCGGUGGCGCGGGGCCGGCCUCUGGCCCCGCCUCCGCCGGAUCGUCCUCCGCGACGUGCCCUUCCCCUCGCUCGAAGCGGCGCUCGGCGCCCCCGCCCGCGGUUUCCCUCCUGCAAAUCCGCAUCACCGACAAGCGCCUCCCCGAGCACAGCCGGCCCGACUCCGCCCGCGUCAACUCGCUGCUGCUCGCCGCCGCGCGGCUCCAGCCGGAGGAGCUCGCCGUGGCCCUCCCCUCGGGCUUGAUACACGGCACCCUCGCCCUCGACCACUCCUGCUUCCAGCGCACCACCUCCAUCGUGCUGGACAUCUUUUCCGUCCUCCUCCUCGUGCCCGCCGGCGUCGAGUUCCCCGCGCUCCAGAAGCUGUCCCUGCUGUGCUGCCACCCCGACCUCGACCUCGGCUCCUUCAUCCCCUGCUGCCCCCGCCUGCGCACGCUCUGGCUUGACGGCUUCUUCUUCCAAGAGGGCGUCCUCAGCAUCGACUCUGCGUCGCUGCAGGAGCUUGUCGUGGACAGCGAGAAGGGAUUGGCAGAGCAUAUCAACAUUGUUGCCCCCAUGCUCAAGCGAUUUACCAUGUCCUUCGUCUCCUCGGGGCUCAGCAUCUCCGUCUUGGCACCAAUGCUCGACAAGGUCUCAUGGCGCUGCUGCUAUACCAGACACUCUGUUUGGUUUGGUAUUUGGCGACUAAAAGAGGUGUUGCUACGGACUGCAGACACACAAGGACAACUCCUCUCGCUGCGCAUUCAUCUUGCAGCCGGUCUGUCUUUUCCUAACGGCGAAGAGGGCACCUUUACGCAUGAGAUCGAGAAGCAUAUGAUUGCCAACUUCUCUGUUUUGGAGCUAUAUAUCACAAGGGAGGAGCAUGUUUAUGGAGCACCCGUGUUUCAUCUCCUAGGGAUGAACCAAAUUCGUAGUGCUAUGCAGAAGCUUAAGGUCACUCUACCGGGACCAGCGGCGAGAAGAUGCUCACAAAAUUGUAGAUGUCGCCAGCCCAUGGGCUGGAGAUCCCAAACUAUCUCCUUGACUGCUCUCGAAGAAGUGGAGAUCAACGGCUUCCAAGGAGACUGUCAUGAGCUUGAUGUCUUGAAACUGAUAUUCAGAUGUGCGCCAAUGCUUAAAAGAAUGAUUGUGAAGCUAUCAUAUACGGCCUCAAAUAGUUACUAUAGAAGCAAUAAACUAUUUGAGAUCCCCGGGGCUAAUUCAUCUGUGGAGUUCUAUGUCUAUCUUAACUCCGGUUUACGGUAUUACGGGCCAAAAUUCCUGUUGAGUUGAAUCUCACCCGUACAUCUGCGGAUCAGUGGUCCACAUGGACAACAAGAUUAUCCUCCCACCAGGACCAACUCGCUUACCUGUUAUUAGGAUUUUUCUUUGUGUUUGUGCCUUGGCGCUGCCGACAUGUCAAUGUACUAUGUUUUUUUCUUAAUUUGCCAUCACUUAGAGACAAAAAAUUCUAAAUUUAUGAUGCCAUAUUAUUUUCUACUUUCGUCAUGAAUUUUA